This is a messenger RNA of Rhipicephalus sanguineus (brown dog tick), 742 nucleotides long. RefSeq lists its product as uncharacterized. Gene Ontology annotation, molecular function: amine binding. The transcript has 5 exons. The coding region runs from base 28 to 630 and encodes 200 amino acids. The record is from RefSeq and is a predicted model, not a curated record. NCBI's taxonomy places the organism in Eukaryota, Metazoa, Arthropoda, Arachnida, Ixodida, Ixodidae. Gene Ontology annotation, biological process: symbiont-mediated perturbation of host defenses.
GCUAGGCUUCCCUUGAAGAUUAGUAACAUGUUGCUCACUCAAGCGGUCGGUCUUCUCGUGGUAUUCGCUGUAUAUGCUGCUCACGCGGAAGAGACUACGACGAAGCCCUACGAAGAUGACCCUUCACACUCCAGUGAGCAAGAUAUCUCAAAGGCAGCGGAGGUCACCGACAACUGGGUGGUCAAGAGAAGAAAUAUACCAUCUACAGGCUACAGCUGCCACAGUGCGACAAGGCUAUCUGGAGACGGCACUACUUACAAGUACAAAUUCAGCGUGCGAAAUGACACUACUCAACAGCUCAUAACAUGGGAAGUCGAUAUGACCACCAAAACAACUGACGGCCACGAAAAACCCAACGCCGUGUCCUACAAAUACCUGAACGAGCAACUUUACCCCGGUGCACCUACGCUGGUAAGCAAGUUAAUGACUGAGGACCUUGACGGCGGUUGCGCAUUGUUUGUUACGCCAUUUCAGUUUCCGGGAGUCGGAGAGUAUAAAGUGUGUAUGCUCGUGAUGAAAAAAUCAAAAGUGACCGGAGGAAUUCCCGAGAAGUGCGAGAGCGUUUACUCUGAGCACUGCCCGCACUUAGUUCCAGAAGAGGACGAGCCAUGGAAGACAGACUGCCAGUAGUGCCAGCAGAUGGGAAUUAACGUAGAUGUAGACAUUGCCAAAAUAAAUAAUAUGUAUGUGGGAACAUGGAAGCAAAAAUAAAGGCGUAUUGCUGCAGAAUCGUUUUUUUUUC